AUGAGCCUAGAUUUCGGCCUAACUCUGAGCGCCGCCGCUUCUGGCAUCUCCUUCUGCGAAAUGUGUGACAAGCCCUUCACUCAAGACGCUGUUUCAAUAAGAAACCGCACUGAAGAGACACCAGUCUGUAGCCUGCAACCCAACUGUGCACGUUGCAUCAAGAAAGGCCUCGACUGUGUGUAUCCCGAGACGACGAAUCAAGGGACGGGAGGGCUUGCGACCACAUCAUCUGCUCAAAUGCUUCUGGCUCAGAAUGCUUCCUCAUCCCAGACAUUCGCUCAAGCUGAUAUUCUGUCCUUUCCCCCCAGUGACGGUCUAUCUUGGGGCUCUCAAUCACAGCUAAUGGACCCGAAUAAUGCCAUGCUCUUGGCAGAUGGCACCGAUCUCGGGUUGGACUUCGCUUUUGGUCUCGAGUCUCUGGAUCAGGACAUAAACGUCACAGACAUGACACCGGCCCCAGAAGUUUACAAGUUGGUGAUGUCUUCUUGUAUCAACGGCGAUAGGUCUGUUGAGGCUUCCACGACGGAUGCAUCUUUCCCGCUCAGAAGUCUAUGUGCCCCGAAUCCGGUGGCCGAGAGCAGCGCCAAUCUCAUCAGACAGGCACUACGUUCAUACCCCCACAUGAUGCUCCGUAGGUCGUCAUUUCCGCCUUUCAUACACCCGCAUCAAGACAAGGACCAUCUUCCCGAGCCCCUUGCCAACUGUAUGAGUAUUGCUGUUCUUUUUGCGGCACGGAACCGCGACACCAGACAGUUUUUGUGGAAAUCGAUUCGUGAAGAACAAGAUAGAAAUCUAAGAGAGCUAACCUGA
Molecule: messenger RNA, 810 nt
Organism: Colletotrichum higginsianum IMI 349063
Lineage: Eukaryota; Fungi; Ascomycota; Sordariomycetes; Glomerellales; Glomerellaceae
Product: C6 finger domain-containing protein
Exons: 4
Coding region: 1-810 (269 amino acids)
Biological process (GO): regulation of DNA-templated transcription
Molecular function (GO): DNA-binding transcription factor activity, RNA polymerase II-specific; zinc ion binding
Source: RefSeq, a predicted model, not a curated record